Molecule: messenger RNA, 904 nt
Organism: Nannochloropsis gaditana CCMP526
Gene: SF3B4
Product: splicing factor 3B subunit 4
Exons: 1
Biological process (GO): positive regulation of mRNA splicing, via spliceosome
Cellular component (GO): U12-type spliceosomal complex; nucleolus
Molecular function (GO): RNA binding
Source: RefSeq, a predicted model, not a curated record
AUGGCUUCUGGUGCGAUUGAACAGCGGAAUCAGGAUGCCACGGUGUAUUGCGGCGGUCUGGACGAGAAAGUGACGGAGGAUUUGCUCUGGGAACUGAUGCAGAAUGUAGGGCCCGUGGUACACGUACAUAUGCCCCGAGACAAGGUAACGGGCAUGCACCAGUGCUUCGGCUUCGUUGAGUUCCGCUCAGAAGAGGACGCCGACUACGCCGUGAAGAUCAUGAACAUGGUGCGCAUGUACGGGAAGCCUCUGCGGGUGAAUAAGGCCUCUCAGGACAGGAAGACGGUGGACGUGGGGGCCAACCUCUUCAUUGGAAAUUUGGCGGCCGAGGUGGACGAGAAGGAUCUCUACGACACAUUUUCAGCUUUUGGAGGUAUCACGCAGCCACCUAAAGUGAUGUUUGAUCCCGACACAGGGCACACGAAGGGUUUCGGCUUCGUCUCCUUUGACAGCUUCGAGGCGGCGGACUACGCGAUCGAGUGCAUGAACGGAGCAUAUUUGGGCGGACGCCCAAUCUGCGUUCAGUACGCCUACAAGAAGGACAGUAAGGGCGAGCGGCACGGCUCCCAAGCAGAGCGCCUGCUCGCAGCCUCCAACCAGCAGGCAGUCCGCUUCAAGGCCCACACCCUCUUCGCCACUGGGCCCGGGCAGAUCGGAACGGGCAUGGGCGCCCCCCCUCCGCCUCCCUCCAACACAGGGGCGGGCCAACCUCAGCACCAGCAACAGCAGUAUUUUCCCCCGCCGCCUCCAUUCGGGAUGCAGGGCAGCAUUCCCCCGCCUCCCCCUCCGCCUCCCCCCGGCUACGGUCACCAUCAGCAAUACUACGCGCCGCCCCCACCUCCGCCGCCUCCGCCCGCCAUGGGCAUGUACCAACCCCAGCAAUAUGGAAACGCUGGCCCCCCUC